This is a messenger RNA of Aspergillus niger, 2664 nucleotides long. RefSeq lists its product as uncharacterized. The record is from RefSeq and is a predicted model, not a curated record. Gene Ontology annotation, cellular component: MCM complex; nucleus. Bases 1 to 2664 code for a protein of 887 amino acids. NCBI's taxonomy places the organism in Eukaryota, Fungi, Ascomycota, Eurotiomycetes, Eurotiales, Aspergillaceae. Gene Ontology annotation, biological process: DNA strand elongation involved in DNA replication; DNA replication; double-strand break repair via break-induced replication. Gene Ontology annotation, molecular function: ATP hydrolysis activity; single-stranded DNA helicase activity; single-stranded DNA binding. The transcript is spliced from 8 exons.
AUGGAGGGACAGUUUGACGACGCCGCACAAGAUCGAGUGCGUGCCGCCGUCGAGUUUCUCGACCCAAGUGAUGCGAGAGCGCGCAGUUAUCGGGCUGAUAUCUUGUUGAUGUUGAAUCGGGGGUUGCGUCGAUUGAUAGUUAGCAUUGAUGAGAUCCGUGCGCAUAACCGUGAAAUGGCCGAUGGCCUUCUCACAUCGCCAUAUGAAUACUCCGAUGCCUUUGAAAAGGCCCUUAAAGAGAUCAUCAAGACUUUGCCGAAUAGGCCAUCGAGGGAGACGGGAGACGAUGUGAACUACCAUUGCGGCUUUGUCGGCGCAUUCGGAGAAUAUUCCUGCAACCCUAGGACGCUCGGUUCCUCCCACCUGAAUCGAAUGAUCUCCCUCGAGGGUAUCGUCACGAAGUGCUCCUUGGUCCGACCUAAGAUUAUUCAGAGUGUGCAUUGGAGCGAGCGCGGUCAGAAGUUCCUUACGAGGAAGUACAUGGAUGCGACGAUGACCGCCAGUGGUGCAACGAGCAUGAGCAUUUAUCCCCAGGAAGACGAGGAGAAGAACCCGCUUGUCACAGAAUACGGUUUCUCCACGUAUAUGGACCAUCAGACUAUCUCGAUCCAAGAAAUGCCCGAGAGAGCCCCGGCUGGCCAGCUGCCUCGGAGUGUGGAUGUGAUUGUUGACGAUGAUCUGGUUGAUCGCGCUAAGCCAGGUGACAGAAUCCAGCUUGUCGGAGUGUACCGCUCUCUGGGUAACAGAAACGCUUCGUCUACGUCUGCCACAUUCCGCACGCUUGUCCUUGCGAAUAACAUUAUCCAAUUGUCUUCAAAAUCUGGUGGAGGAAUCGCACAGGCCACCAUUACCGACACCGACAUCCGCAACAUCAAUAAGGUCUCCAAGAAGAAGGGCGUUUUCGAACUCUUGUCGCACUCCCUCGCGCCCAGUAUCUACGGACAUGAUUACAUCAAGAAGGCCAUCCUGCUCAUGCUGCUCGGUGGUAUGGAGAAGAACCUGGACAACGGCACACACUUGCGUGGUGAUAUCAACAUUCUCAUGGUCGGUGACCCUUCGACCGCCAAGUCUCAACUGCUUCGUUUCGUCUUGAACACCGCCCCGCUUGCAAUUGCCACGACAGGUCGAGGAUCUUCCGGUGUCGGUCUUACGGCUGCCGUCACGUCUGACAAGGAAACUGGCGAGCGGAGACUUGAAGCUGGUGCCAUGGUUCUGGGUGAUCGCGGUGUGGUCUGUAUUGAUGAGUUUGACAAGAUGAGCGAUGUCGAUCGUGUGGCUAUCCACGAAGUCAUGGAGCAGCAAACUGUCACCAUUGCGAAGGCCGGUAUUCACACGAGUUUGAACGCCCGAUGCAGUGUCCUGGCCGCUGCCAAUCCGAUCUACGGACAAUACGACCCCCACAAAGACCCCCACAAGAACAUUGCCCUUCCUGAUUCUCUGUUGUCGCGUUUCGAUUUGCUCUUCGUUGUGACCGAUGACAUUGAGGAUUCAAGAGACAGAAUGGUGUCAGAGCACGUCCUCCGUAUGCACCGCUACCGCCAGCCCGGCACUGAGGAGGGUGCUCCUGUCCGCGAACAGCUUCACCAAACGCUUGGUGUCGGCCUCGAGGAUACGCAGGACUCGAACCAGCCUACAGAUGUCUACGAGAAGUUCAAUGUCAUGCUUCACGCCGGCAUGGCCCACAUGAGCCGGUCCAAGAGCAAGAACAUUGAGAUUUUGAGCAUUCCUUUCAUUAAGAAAUACAUCCAAUACGCCAAGUCUCGUGUCAAGCCCGUCCUGACCAAGGGAGCCGCCGACCACAUUGUCGCAACAUAUUCUGCUCUGAGAAACGACGAAUUGUCCGGUAACCAGCGCAGAACAUCGCCCAUCACUGCUCGUACCUUGGAAACCUUGAUCCGUCUGUCCACGGCUCACGCCAAGUCACGCCUCUCCAACAGAGUCGAGGAGCGCGACGCCAAGAUCGCGGAGUCUAUCCUCCGGUUCGCCAUGUUCAAGGAAAUUGUUGAAGACGAGCGCCGCAAAAGGAGAAAGGUCGCUUCGUUCGACGAAGACUCCGAGAGCAGCGACUCUGACUCCGAUGACGACGACAACACUCCUGCGCAAACAUCCAGCGCCACUCCUCGAUCAACCAGGAGAGGCGGUCUCCGAUCCCGUGGAGCCAACGCACGUUCUACCACCAACGAGGACACAGAAAUGGACGCAGAUGGAGAUGCGGUCUCCGAGGAUGGCGAUGGCUUGUACAAUGCUAGUCCCCGCGGUCAACGCCUCCGCUCUAGUCAAACAUCCCGCACGCAGACACAAACACAAAGCCAGUCCCGUAUGUCUGUGGCUUCAUCUCGACCCGCGUCACAGCUCGUCGAGUCGCAGACCGACAACUCGCAGUCACAGAACACUACUGUGUCAUCUGAACCGAUCCAGCCCGCUCGUUUGACGGUCUUCAGGCAAGCACUGGGUCCCCUGAUGGGCACACGACUAUUCACCCACGGUGACACCGCCGACGUCGAAUCGCUCAUUGGAGCUGUGAACACUGCGCUGCGCAGCACACCUUCGCUGGGCGAGUCACACGUCUUCCAGCGCGGAGAAGCAAUCCAGGCCCUGAGGGCUAUGAACGAGAGGAACGAACUAAUGUACCUUGAGGAAGACGAAACCGUCUACAGAAUCUAA